Molecule: messenger RNA, 2002 nt
Organism: Melanotaenia boesemani (Boeseman's rainbowfish)
Lineage: Eukaryota; Metazoa; Chordata; Actinopteri; Atheriniformes; Melanotaeniidae
Product: UAP56-interacting factor-like
Exons: 9
Coding region: 110-1069 (319 amino acids)
Biological process (GO): mRNA export from nucleus
Molecular function (GO): mRNA binding
Source: RefSeq, a predicted model, not a curated record
GGUUUAUCCACUGUAGCGCAGCCUCAAAGGGGCGAGCAGCUAAUACGUCUGCAAACGACUGUAGUGGCAUUUCUGUUCCUUUUGGAUUGUUUGUUGCAGUUUAAAAAAAAUGAACAAAGGUGAUUUCACGGCCGGUCGAGGGAAAGGGACAGCGGUUCCCGAUAAAGUUGAUAUGUCCUUGGAUGACAUCAUUCGGUUGAACAAAAAGGAAAAACAGUUAAAACGGAGACAAGCCAACAUGAACCGCAGACCAUUCAAGAAGAAAGGCCGUUUAACCCAAGGAACGGGAGUUUCUCAGAGGACUACAGGGCCAGCCCAAAGAGGAGGUGGCGUACCCCGAGGAGGAGCGGCUAUAUUAAGAAACAGGAGGCUUCCUCCUCUAACGGGUAGACGACGGGGUCAAGGGGUCAUCACAGGCAUUGCAGCCAAGAGGCCGGCUGUCCUGCUGAAACGAGCUGGUACACUCAACAGAGGAGCUGUCAGCCAGAAACCAAGACAGAGAACCAGACCCUUCAUUCAGCGCUCCGAGGCUCCAUACAGGAGGCCGGAGGUCCAGAGGCGGCUUUACCGGCAGCCUGAUCUGCAGAGAGGCCAGACUACAGCGUCAGCCAGGCGACCGUUUCAGCUUCAACGACGAUCUCUGCCGCCUGUCCAGCAGACCCAGAAGGAGGCACGCCAGGCCACGUUUCUUUUCCGGAGGGGACUCAAGGUUCAAACCCAGGUGGAGACAACAAACCCCCACAUUCCUCCGGUCAAAACUCGACAAUGGCGCUCAUCAACAACUACUAAUGGAAUCUUGACUGUUUCAAUCGCCAACCCCACAGCCAGGACUCAGCCUGAGCCUCCCACCGCCUGGACUCUGCACCCCCCACCCACCAGCCCCGCUCCUGUUAAGGUGGAAACAGCGGAGAAGAAAAUCCCAAAAGGAGUCCCCCUGCAGUUUGACAUCAACAGCGUCGGCAAACCGCAAACGUCGAUGACUCUGAACGAGCGAUUUCGGAUCCUGAAAGAUCAGCGCGCGGCCACAGCACAGACCAGUAAAGGCAGCAGGUUCGUCACCGUGGGUUAGCCGUGGCGAAGAGAGGCGGGUGAAACUAAGACACAAAGACUCUUAACUGCAACCCCCCAUGAUGGAUGGGACGGUGCUGACACUGAAAAUACUUCAGUUGUGGGAUAAAUGGGACAGAACUCAAAUGUGCAGGUGUUUUGGAAGAGUUUGUUUGGAAAAGCCUCCCAUUCAUUGUCUGUGUUAUUGUACUCAGCUGUUUGUAUUGUGGUUGCUCUGCUGGGAAAGUUCCCUCCCCUUUUUUUGGACUUGGAACUGUUAACACUACAGACUUUUUGAAAGUAGGUCUUUCAGAGAGAACAAUUCAUUUGCAAGGAUCAUGUGGAUUUUUUUUUUUUUUUUUUUUAAAGCUCUGUUUUGUAAUUUCUGCAAAUAAAUUUCUCUAAAUAUUUUUCCUUGUACAGCAUCAACGCAGCUCACGGAACACGUUUCGUAUGUGCGUAUCUUUUCCUGUGGCCACUGACUGACACAUAAAACCACACUUGUUCACUGACUGCAGUCUGGUGUUCAACUCUGAGCUACUUCACAAAUCGAGAGGGUUUGGUUACACCUUGCAUCCUUGUAGGUGUUGAGGUCGUGCAUUGCCAUGUAAAUGUUCAUUUCAGGUGUGUUGAUUCUUUUUCAUGAAACCAGAGCUUUGGAAACCCAAAAAAGCAAAUUCUCUAAACUGGGUCCCAAAAUGAAGAAAUGGGAGGUCAUAAAAAUCUGCCAUACAAAAUUUUAUUAAAAUGUUUAUCCUUAGUAAAGAAAAAAAUCUACUUAGAAAGCCACAACUUCUGCAUCCAAUAAACCUCCACCCAUGCACGAGGUGGUUUAUUGAGGUCGGAAGAGGUGGUGGAGCUACAGUGGUGGAGUAGUUCAUGACUGUCCAGGUAAUCUCUAUUUCCUGAAAACUUCUCAUUAAUGAAACACCACCAUGCUGAUGACUUCUUUUUU